AAGAACAGUCAUGACAAGUGAAGAGGGAACCAGCGGUAGACCGAUGGAACGGUUUCGGUUUACUGACGAACGUCACCUUAUGCUCGUGGAGGCUUUCAGUCGCGAACCUUAUUUGUGGAGCCGCGGCUCUAGUCGCUAUGUUUGGGGUGCUCGCAGUGCUGCCUGCAAGCGAAUUCAAAAUAUUAUGAACGGCACAUUGCAGCGUAAUGAGACUCCUGUUAGUUUAGAGGGUGUUAAGAUGAAGAUCGGGAACUUGCGUACUGUAUAUCGUCGGGAGCUGAGGAAGAUUAAAGAGAAUCCUUCUUAUUAUCCCAACAGUUGUUGGUUUGAGCCAUUGAACAAAAUCUUAGCACCUUUACUUGAUAAGAAUUCUGAUGAUGACGAAAUGAUGGUUUCCACCAAUCCAUUUCGGGAAGAGAAAGCUGAUGAGCACCAGCAGUUGAUUUCUCCCAUACCAUUAAAACGACUUCAGAGAGCUGAUGAUAACGAUCAGUUGAUUUCCCCGUCAUCCCAAAAACAGACUAAAGCUGACGUUUCAGAAACAUUUAUGGAAGAGACAGAUGAUGAUGACGUUCAGUUGAUUUCACCUGUAGAUCCAACUCAAUUUAUGGUUGAAAUACCGGCAACAUAUGUAGAAGAGAAUGGUGAUGACAAUGAAGAGUUAAUUUCUCCCAAAUCCCAAAAACGACUUCAGGUUAAAGUACCCCGAUUAAAGUGGAUUAGGGUGAUGCCGAGCGAAGUCGAGGAAAGUACUGAAAUCAAGAUCGAGCAUGAUGCUGAUGUUGAUCAACCGGAGCCUUCUACUUCAACUUCUCCACAACUGUCUGUGAUAACGUCUCCGCCACGAUCUCCUUCUUCAAGCCUACCUAAAAUUGUGUACGCCUCUUCGCUGCAAACAGCUUUGCGAAACAGAUAUGAGGAUGAGUUUACGUUUUUCGGAAUGAGUGUUGCGGCCCAAUUGCGCAAAAUGCCUCUAUCGAGUGCAAUGAUCAUGCAAUCAAAAAUUCAGCAUAUGAUAUCAAUGGAACGACGGAAGAUUAAUGGCGACACAAGCGAAGUGAAUUUAUUUUUUCAAACGGAAUUACAAGGUAUAUUUUAAAUUGUAAAUUGUCAUAAGAUUCCUUAUAUGUUAUUACUUUUCAAUGUUUAAGCAAGUAGCCUUGUGGAAAUUAGGUGUGAAAUUAGGUUAUUAUGACAAUAAUAGGUAUUAAUGUAUCUGGAAAUAGUUUGUUAUUUUGUUGUAAAUCGGUACCCCUAGUUCAAAAAUUGAUCAAAACUAACCGAACCAAUUAAAAAUAAUAAAUUAUCACUUUUA
Molecule: messenger RNA, 1315 nt
Organism: Drosophila albomicans
Lineage: Eukaryota; Metazoa; Arthropoda; Insecta; Diptera; Drosophilidae
Exons: 6
Coding region: 11-1099 (362 amino acids)
Molecular function (GO): DNA binding
Source: RefSeq, a predicted model, not a curated record